Molecule: messenger RNA, 1266 nt
Organism: Thermothelomyces thermophilus ATCC 42464
Lineage: Eukaryota; Fungi; Ascomycota; Sordariomycetes; Sordariales; Chaetomiaceae
Product: glycosyltransferase family 4 protein
Exons: 3
Coding region: 1-1266 (421 amino acids)
Source: RefSeq, a predicted model, not a curated record
AUGACCACUUACACCAGGGCGCGCCCCACGAUGAUGCGGGUCUUCCUCGUUCAAACCGCGCAGGGUCUGACUCCCUCGUCGGGUGGUUACAAGGCAAACGUCAGCCUUCUCCGCAGCCUGAGCAUGCAGGGCCACGCGACUGCCCAGAUCUGCUAUGCUGUUGAGGACGAAAUUGACCAGUACGCUAGACGUGCCGAGCUCAAAGGGAUUAGCCCCAACAUUACCCACAAGCCGCUGCCCGUCGUCGACCCGGCCGGCAAGGUCCAUGAGCUGUAUGUCAAGACGUUCACCGAUGAGUACAAGCGUGACGAGCUCACAAGCCGCAUGGCCACCCUUAUCAACCUUUUUUCGGAGCACAUCGCCAGUUUCCAGCCGACCCAUGUCAUCUUCAACGACCCGAUUACCAUGAAGAUUACCGAGUCGCAUGAGAUUCGCGACACGUUCAAGCGCAUCAACAUCAUCCACACGGCAGAGCAGCUGCCCUUUGGUCCGUUUGUCGCCGGUGUCGACGGCCAUUGCUUGUCGCCGGUGGUCGAGAACAAGAUGUUGCGAGAGCUGGAUGGGAUCUGGUCCGUUUCUAAGGCGGUCCAAGAUUACGCCUGGAAGUACGGCCGCCUGAAGACCACAUUCCUCGUUCAUCCCUGCAUGACCUACUUGGAUCAGACGUCUGGGGGCAUGCCUCGCAUUCGCAACAACAUCGACAAAGAAGAAAUUGGCAUGGUCAAUCCCUGCCCGCACAAAGGCCUGUCGAUUCUGAUCGCGCUCGCUCAGAAGUUUCCCCACAUGAAGUUUGUCACCUGGAAGAGCUGGGGCUCCAGAACCGCUCAUGUCCAGCAGCUGCAGGCUCUUCCCAAUGUGAAAAUCGAGCCGACUACCCGGAACACCGACGAGAUCUGGGACCGUGUCAAGGUUCUCCUUGCCCCAUCCCUGUGGUACGAGGCCUGGGGAAUUGUUGUCACUGAGGCUCAGUUGCGGGGCAUCCCCGUCAUUGCGUCCAACGCUGGUGGCCUUCCCGAAGCGAAGAUCGGCCUUCCCUACUGCAUCCCUGUCAAGGAAGUCACUGGUGAGCGCCAUGCCAACGGCGACUACGUGGUGCCUGAUCAGGACAUUGGCCCGUGGGAAGAUGCUCUUCAAAAGGUCAUGACCGAUAGGGAGGAGUACCAGGCCCUGCAGAUACUCACUGCCACCAAGGCCGGCGAGUGGCUCCGCAGUCUGGACCCUCGUGCUCACGAGAAGUGGCUCCUCUCUAUGAUGGAACAGGCGUAA